Nicrophorus vespilloides is the source of this 550-nucleotide messenger RNA. RefSeq lists its product as uncharacterized. NCBI's taxonomy places the organism in Eukaryota, Metazoa, Arthropoda, Insecta, Coleoptera, Silphidae. The transcript is spliced from 5 exons. The record is from RefSeq and is a predicted model, not a curated record. Bases 26 to 403 code for a protein of 125 amino acids.
AACAAAUAUCAAUACUGCGAUUAGCAUGGACGAUGAACAUCCUCUACAGAAAAGAGUCUACAAUUCGACGAAAAAUAGCAGCAAAUUUCAUCGCAAUAUUAGUUUGCAUAAUGUCGAGCUCUCAAAAAAUAAAAAGAAAUCAGGUUCACUCUCUGAUAAACAGCUUCAACGUCUCUGCGAUGAACUCAAUGCAUCUCGUAAAUUACCUGAUUUAUCGUUUGGUAACGCAACAUUAAAUGAUUUUCUUAGGCGUAGUAGUCGAUUACGAAAGCCAACAAAAUUAAAAGAUAUAAUGUAUAUUCAACGCGUUGAAUCAUCUACGUCAGGAAAGAAAAGUACGACUCGAAAAAGAAUGACGAUUUCGCAAACACAUUCAAAUGCUUCAGUUCUACAGAGAAUAUAGAUCAAGAAAACGAUGGUACUCAUGGCAGAAAUUUAGAAGCUUUUGAACAAGUUGCAUCUCAAAGUAAAGGUAAUUUAAUAUAUUGUCAGCUUCAACUACAGAAGAACAUGUCCAAGUUGCGCAAUAAAAGCAAAACCUCGCAGUCAU